AUGGCUAGUAAUUUUGAUACAGUGAGAGGAACCCCACCUGGGAUUUUGUUGAUUAGAAGCGUUAGAGGAAAAGAUUGGAGGUUUUCUACAUAUAGAUAUGUGGUUUUGUUUCUUACAUUUGUAGCUUAUGCUAGUUACCAUGCUUCAAGAAAACCCAGUAGUAUAGUUAAGAGUGUUUUGUAUCCUGAACCCACCAAUAAGGACAAUGGCUUGGUCCUCCCCUGGCUUGGCCAGGUGUUUGUUAAGACAAAUUAUAUGGGGAAUGCGAGUCAUCAUCGUCAUAGGUUGAUAGACAAGGGCUGGGCUCCUUUUAAUAGCAAGGACGGGACGACGAAGCUAGGUGAGAUUGAUGUUGCAUUUCUAGCAUGUUACUCUCUAGGAAUGUAUGUUGCUGGGCAUUUGGGCGAUACGCUGGACCUUCGGCUGUUCUUGACAUGCGGGAUGGUUGGGAGUGGUGUUUUCGUUGCGCUAUUUGGGAUGGGGUACUUUUGGAACAUUCAUGUGUUUGGAUUCUAUCUUGGAAUGCAAAUGGUUGCAGGGUUGUUCCAAGCAACAGGUUGGCCUUCUGUUGUUGCGGUGAUUGGGAAUUGGUUUGGAAAGGGGAAGAGGGGUUUGAUAAUGGGGAUAUGGAAUGCACAUACUUCAGUUGGGAAUAUUAGUGGCUCGCUGCUUGCUGCUGGCGUUCUGGACUAUGGUUGGGGUUGGUGUUUUAUAGUUCCUGGUGCGUUUAUUGCAUUGGCAGGAAUACUAGUUUUCUUGUUCUUGCCUGCAUAUCCUGAGGAUAUUGGAUUUUCUAGUCCACACGGUUCAGCUUCAAGUUUGGAGGCAGUUCCUGCUGAUGAAGAAGCAAAUAUGGGAAAAGGAAUUCAGGUGGAAAGUGAAACAAAUAUGUCAAGAGCUGGGUCUGUGACAAGGACAGGUGUUGGUCUUAUUGAAGCUUGUGCCAUACCAGGAGUUAUACCCUUUGCGUUAUGCCUCUUCUUUGCAAAGCUUGUAGCCUACACAUUUCUGUACUGGCUACCGUUUUAUUUAAGUCAGACAGAAAUUGGAGGAGAGUAUGUUUAUGUGAAAUCUGCUGGUAAUCUCUCUACUUUGUUUGAUGUUGGGGGCAUAGUUGGUGGAAUCCUUGCAGGCUACAUAUCCGAUAAACUUAAUGCUCGAGCUACUACAGCAGCCUGCUUCAUGUAUACUGCAAUUCCAGCAAUGCUUUUGUAUCGCAGAUAUGGGAGUAUUUCACACAAUAUCAACAUUUUGCUUAUGAUGGUUGCUGGAUUGUUUAUUAAUGGGCCCUAUGCACUUAUCACUACUGCAGUUUCUGCAGACCUUGGCACACACAGUUCGCUUAGAGGUGACUCUAGAGCACUGGCAACAGUUACUGCCAUCAUUGAUGGUACUGGAUCAGUUGGUGCUGCUUUCGGUCCUCUUCUUACUGGUUUCCUUUCAACAAUAGGAUGGGAUGCAGUAUUUGUGAUGCUAAUGGUUUGUGCUCUUAUAGCGGGGCUUCUGCUAUCACGUUUGGUUAUCUCUGAAAUUUCAGAGAAGACUUGCAAACCGCCUGUAUCCAGUGGGCGACACAAUUUUGGAGCUCCUGUGUACCAACCACUUUUAAGUGAUCAACGAUGA
Fragaria vesca subsp. vesca is the source of this 1623-nucleotide messenger RNA. RefSeq names its product putative glycerol-3-phosphate transporter 4-like. Bases 1 to 1623 code for a protein of 540 amino acids. The transcript has 3 exons. Gene Ontology annotation, cellular component: membrane. Gene Ontology annotation, molecular function: transmembrane transporter activity. The record is from RefSeq and is a predicted model, not a curated record. Gene Ontology annotation, biological process: phosphate ion homeostasis; transmembrane transport. NCBI's taxonomy places the organism in Eukaryota, Viridiplantae, Streptophyta, Magnoliopsida, Rosales, Rosaceae.